Molecule: messenger RNA, 465 nt
Organism: Anastrepha obliqua
Lineage: Eukaryota; Metazoa; Arthropoda; Insecta; Diptera; Tephritidae
Gene: Pburs
Product: partner of bursicon
Exons: 2
Coding region: 1-465 (154 amino acids)
Biological process (GO): G protein-coupled receptor signaling pathway
Cellular component (GO): bursicon neuropeptide hormone complex; extracellular region
Molecular function (GO): neuropeptide hormone activity; G protein-coupled receptor binding
Source: RefSeq, a predicted model, not a curated record
AUGUUUUCUCGAUUUUACCCAUUGCCCACUUACAUCUUGUUGCCAUGGCUGCUGGUAGUACUUUUCGCGCUGAGUGGCACAGACAGGUACGUGCUGGCGCUACGUUAUGCACAAGGCACGGGCGAUGAAAAUUGCGAAACGUUGAAAUCGGAAAUACAUUUGAUCAAGGAGGAAUUCGAUGAGCUGGGCCGGAUGCAAAGGACCUGCAAUGCAGAUGUGAUAGUGAAUAAGUGCGAGGGGUUGUGCAACAGCCAAGUGCAGCCGUCUGUCAUCACGCCAACGGGCUUCCUAAAGGAGUGCUAUUGCUGCAGAGAAAGCUUUCUCAAGGAAAAAAUAAUCACUUUGACGCACUGCUACGAUCCGGACGGUACCCGGCUUUCCACGCCCGAAAUGGCAACCAUGGAUAUACGGCUGCGUGAGCCGACCGACUGCAAGUGCUUCAAAUGCGGCGACUUCACCAGAUAA